GCCUUGCAACAUUGAGUGAACCGGCCCUCUCGGAGAAUAUUUCGUGAAGAGUUCACACGUGUCAUUUGCUUUGUAUUUUCACUCGUGCAUCGGUGGUUCUUCAAGCCAUAUGCAGGCGCGUGUAUGAAAAUCGGUGUAAGAAAUGGAACAACAUAUGAAAAAGAAACCAAGGAGAAUUCGAGGCACCCCGGCUCUUAGAUUUAUUAACUGUGUUUGUUUGGGAACACUUGGUAUUGGAACUGCGAUAGGAGUUUCAUUGGUAAUUUGGGAUCGUGCUUGGGCCUUUAAUCAGAGAGUUAUAGAAAAAUUUCGUUUUUCGGAGGAACAUAAGAGAAAACAGUUUGCGUUAAGUAACAUGGCUAUGAAGGUGCGGCAAAAGGACUUGCAAACAACAAAAGAUGAAGAGUAAACAAUAUGCUGCUUAGAAUUGUGUAUAAACGGUUGUAGAACAUAUUGCCUUCUGAAUAGAAAUAUUACUUGUGAAGAAAAUUUGAAAAAAAAAAAUAAGUUGUGCAAUUCAAUAAAUGCUGGUGGUGUUCAUUGUCAAUUGUUCAGUUAAUUUACUGAUAUGGAUCAAUCAGAAUUUCAAAAAUCUCAGCUUCCAAACACAAGUUUGGAUGAUAGCCCAUUCUUGAAUAUAAAAACUUCAAAGCUUAGAAAGAAAAAGACUCAGAGUAAAUUGACAUAUCUGAAACAAGUGUCAACUAAAAGAAAGAAUAGUGAUGCUCCUAAAACAAGCGAGAAUGAAGACCAUAUCCAGUGUGAAACAAAAAGAAAAGAAAACACUUUGUGGACUUCACCGGGGGAAUCACCUAGCUCUCUUGAUGCAAUUCAUGAAAAUGCUAGUGGAAAUAAAGAAGAAAAUAUUGUUUGUGCAUGUCCUGUGUGUUGGAAAAGAUUUGAAAAUUCCGGGGACCAGAUGCAGCAUAUGAAAACAUGUGCUUCCAAACAUAAUCUUACACUUAAGCAGUUAUUGGAUGCUGUUGAUUUGCAAACAAAACAAAUAGAAGAGAGAAAAUUGUUAGGUUUACCUUGUGUGCUUACUACUGGGAUUGCUAAGAAGAGUAUUUCAAAGAAGAGUUCUUCUGUAAGUUAUAAAGAUGAUCCAGAUUUUCAAUUGGGGUUGGCUCUGUCAGUUUCUAUGCAAGAAUCUGAGGAACAGAAUAAUGUGGUGGAGCAAGAAAUUAUGUUGGAAGCUGGUUUGGGCGAUGAGGUAGCUGCUAAUCAAGCUUCUCUGCUCGAAAGAUUUGGUUUUACAAACACACGCCCUGUUCUUCCAUCAAUUUAUCCUCGUGCACGACCAGGUAAACUUGCAUGGAAAUUCAGAUUUAGUUCAUUAAUUUCUUAUUUAAGUUAAAUUAUAAUAUUUUUGUUUUGAUUUAUAGACAAAUAUUAUGAUUUCAUUCUUUUUUCUUAUGUUAAGAUAAGCAAGCCGCUCUGCCUUCCUGUUCUCACUACAAUAGAUCUAUAAGACCUAUCCUUCUGGUCACUUUCUAGUCGUACUACGCACUUAUCUAAUAAGAGUAAUCCAUAAAUUAGAUAAUGCUUAAGAGGGGUGAGGGGGUUUUGGGCAGAUUAUGCUGUAUUACUAAUGGGUUGGCAGAGUCAUAGUUAAUUUUACUAAUAAAUAAGUUACAGAUAAUUGAGAAAGUAUGUGCUGUUGUAGAUCCAUUUUAUACAUGGCAUUUUAACCUCGUGUUUUGAUCAAUCUGAAAGAAAGAUGCUUCUGUACGAAUUAAAUAAUUAAUAU
Gryllus bimaculatus (two-spotted cricket) is the source of this 1750-nucleotide messenger RNA. The record is from the annotation of a GenBank genome assembly. Lineage: Eukaryota; Metazoa; Arthropoda; Insecta; Orthoptera; Gryllidae.